This is a messenger RNA of Nerophis lumbriciformis (worm pipefish), 2784 nucleotides long. RefSeq names its product interleukin 34 (gene il34). The record is from RefSeq and is a predicted model, not a curated record. Gene Ontology annotation, biological process: positive regulation of cell population proliferation; positive regulation of protein phosphorylation; positive regulation of macrophage differentiation. NCBI's taxonomy places the organism in Eukaryota, Metazoa, Chordata, Actinopteri, Syngnathiformes, Syngnathidae. Gene Ontology annotation, molecular function: macrophage colony-stimulating factor receptor binding.
UUCAUUCGCACUCAUCCUGGAGACAAGAGGAGCAAAGCCUGCGUGGAUUGACAGGGCAAGUGGCGGACUUCCCUCUCAUGACCCCUUCUAGGCUUUUUUUUGGCCGUCAUUUUUCCUGAAAAAAGUUGCAUGGAUUCAAGCUUCCGGCAGCGCAGGAAGCGUAAAGAGGACUAAAUUCCCUGGGAAAAAGAUCAUAUUGUCCACAACAAAGGAAGUACAAGAGUCAAACAAAAUGCCUCGUGGCUGCCGGAAUGAUCCAGGAUUGCAAUGAAGACUUGACAUCUGCUCAUCCAUGUUUGGCACGUUGAACGUACAGUACACUUUCACCAAAGGCUUGCAUAAACUUGUGUUGUCGCAGUGUGCACGCCUCGCCCCGUGAUAGUGCGUCUUCUGUAUAUAUAUGCCAUAAAUAGACCUGCACACAUACUCUUUCAAUCACUCUGGAGCUGAGGAAUUAAAACCAAGAGUAUGGUCCAGCGGUCCACCUCAGUCCGCCUGCUGGGAGGCCUUUUAGGCCUGUUUCUACUCAUGCCCGUUCUGAUGGCCCUGACGCCCCCGAGCAUGUGCACCCCUUUGAGAACCAUCAAUGAGAGUCUCAGCCACAGGCGACGCUACAUGAAGCACAACUUCCCUGUCAAUUACACCAUCAGAGUUCACCAUGAGGAGCUUUUUAAACUAUCAAACAUCAGCAAAAUGAAAUUACAGAUGGGCGAGUUAGAUGAACUAGUCUUCCAGAGGCUGUGGUUCCUUGUUAACCAGGGCGUGUUAAAAAAGAUUAUUCGAGUGCUGCCAGAGAGACAUCCUUCCCGUCCUUACACUGCAGAGUUGGAGAGGCGAUUGAAAGACACCGAAGGAGUCUUUGUACAGUCGCAUCCUGCGGAGGUGUUCCAGCAGGAGCUUCCAGAUGCAAUCCAGGACAAAUGGGAGUGCUUAACAGAAGAGACACACAGAGUGCCAGAGACCAGCUGGAGGUUUGCGACUCCAAAAUCUCUUCUGGACAAUUUCUGUCAGACCAUGCACUGCCUCUUCAGUGACUGCUUUAAAGCCACAAAAAGCAUGGACUGUGAGUAUGAGCCCGCCGGAACGGGAUACGUAAUCUAGCGACAACUUUGAAAUGAAAGUUUGCUUUGUUUCAUCACAUUGGAACUACGGUGGUACCUCCGUUUUUGUUCGAAAGAAGACCAAACUGUACAAAUCAAUUUCUCCCAUUAGAAAUAUUGUCAUUCCAAUUAGUCUGCGUUAGACAUCCAAAAAAAUCAACAAAAAACACAUUUUAUCGAGAAAAAAUAUAAUUUUUCAUGCAGAAAACAAUGUGAAAUAUACAUAAAUGACGAAUGAAACAAAUACUUUUACCUUUUUUGAAAGAAGAUGGCAAUUAACGGAGAGGAAGGAAGAGAAGAGAGCGCAACGUGAACGUCGCCUUCCUACUUUUCUAUGAGUUUUUUCUUUAAUUAAAUAGUUUUUCUCACCUUUUUUAUCAAAGUGAUGACACUCUCAAAUAAGGACGUGUACCGAAUUUGGCACUUUGAUAGUUGUCGGCCGAAGUCCAUUGGUACUACUGGGUAUCGAUUCUCGUAAAAUCGAACGGUGCCAUAUUUUGAAACUUUUGUUGCACUUGACGAAGUCACGUCGGGUUGUAAACUGCAUCGACUCAAACACUUGGCGGAGAAAUAAGCACUCAGAGCGGACUCAGCCAAACUGCUUCGAGGUAAUGUUACAAUUUUCCAUGCCUGAUAGAAGACGCUCGGUCGCAAAGUAAGGCUCCGCUUUUCCAAAACGAGCUAGCCCGGUGUUAAUUCACAUAGCAAAACGCUGAUUAGCAUUAGCAAUUUUUCAUGACGAUUUCAAAACUUCCAAAUUUAGCAAUGAAAACUACGACUACGACGAACGUUGCAAUCAAACAGCUGGUACAUCACUUACAGUAUAACAACUUUGUAGGGCUCAACAAAAGAUGUAGAACUUGCAAAUGAGACUCAGAAGUGUGAGAAACAGCAACGUUAUCAUUAUCAGUUCAUUUUUCAAUGUUGAAAGACAUUUGCAAGUGUCAUUAUUACUAUUUGAUUACACUGCUCCCCUCACCUCCCAGGGGGUGAUCAAGGGUGAUGGGUCAAAUGCAGAGAAUAAUUUCGCCACACCUGGUGUAUGUGUGACAAUCAUUGGUACUUUAACUUUAACUUUAACUUAAACAAUGAACAUUUGUACCGUUGAGUACUGGUAUCGAUUCAAGGUUACCGAGAAUUGCAACUUUAAUUUGACCACAUGCUGUCUUAUUUUGUAGUCACACUCAAUAAAAAAGCCCAGACUGUCUGAAAGAAAGGGAGAACAAUGCAUGAUCGGAGAAAGAAAUAAAAAAGGUUUUGUUCGUGGGGGUUAGUUGGCCGGUUUUGUUCGUGUUUUAAUGAACAAAUGGACCGCAAACACGAACACACACACAUACACACACACAUAGUACGUAGUAAAUCUGUCUUUAAAUCUAUAAGAACCAGAAUCCAUCCUCCAGAAACAUUUAGUCAGCAACAUGUAGGAUUCUUUGGGCACUCAAAUCCAUGGAAUGGUACGGACUAGUUUGUCACGCGCAAUGGACGAAAACCAGAGGAAAUUUUCGGUAAAAAGACACAUUUCCGAAAAGUGGAGCAUACAAAAACUGAGGUACCACUGUACUGUAAAAAGGUAAAACGGCUGCAGAUUGUCACUUUUUUAGUUUCUGUGCAUUUUUGACUUGCAUUCAAGUAUGUCCCGAGUUUGAACAACUCAGAAUUUGAUGAAAGUUUAACAGAAAUAUAG